CCCUGCCAUGCUGCGGGCGCUGUGGCGGUGCCGGCGGGGCCCGGCCUUGGGCCCCGCACCAGGCCCAGGCCUCGGCCCUGGGCUCGGUCCCGGCUCCGGCCCCUGCUGGGGCCCGGGGCUCGUCCCGGCGCGGGGCCGCAAGACGCGGUACGACCCCCCCGCCAAGUCCAAGGCGUCGCGGGUGAAGGAGCCGCCGCCCGUGGACCCCGAGGAGCUGGUGGUGAUCACCGAGCGGUACCGGCAGCACCGCCUGGUGCUCGGAGCGCUCCGGGCCGAGUUCAGGGCCGAGGUGCUGCAGAAGAAGCGGGCGGCUCAGCUGAGCGGGGAGGACUCGGCCCAGCUGCUGCAGGAGCACCAGAGCCUCAUGGCCUGGAACCAGGAGGAGAACGCGCGGCAGCGGGCGCGCAGGGAGGAACGACUCAGGAAAGAAGCAGAAGAGGAGAGGAGGCAGAAGCUGAAGGCUGCCGAGUCCCAAGCCAGGAAAAGGGAGGCUUUCCUCAAGGAGAGGGAGAAGGAAGUUCUCCGGCUCCAGGAAGAAGCCAAAACCUUCAUCACCCUGGAGAACCUGGAUGCCCGGAUCGAGGAGUGCCUGGACAAUCCCCGCAACUACAACUUUGCCAUCGACAAGGACGGGCGCAUUGUCAAGCGGACAGUGUUGUCCUAAGAGCUCCACUUAGGAGCCAGUUUCUUUCCUUCCAAUGGAUAAAUCCACCUGGAAGUGGUGGAGAGCA
Messenger RNA from Neopsephotus bourkii (Bourke's parrot), 731 nucleotides. It is a transcript of the gene MRPS26, whose product is annotated as mitochondrial ribosomal protein S26. Bases 8 to 664 code for a protein of 218 amino acids. The transcript has 5 exons. Lineage: Eukaryota; Metazoa; Chordata; Aves; Psittaciformes; Psittacidae. Gene Ontology annotation, cellular component: mitochondrial small ribosomal subunit. The record is from RefSeq and is a predicted model, not a curated record.